CUGUAUAGCUACUACAGACUAUAUACCAAGUACUGCGAGCUAGAGACAUGGCCGACGCCUCCGCCAUGGACCUCGACAUUGAGGGAAAGCCACAAUUCAAACCAGCAGCAGAACAAGCACUCCGCGUCAAGCCAUCCGCUCAAAAGAUACCCAUCCCACCACACCGCAUGUCCCCCCUCAAGGCACAGUGGUCGCGCUUGUACCCGCCGCUCGUCGAUCACCUCAAGCUACAAGUGCGCAUGAACAUCAAAAACAAGCAGGUCGAAUUGCGGACAUCCAAGUCCACCACAGACUCUGGCGCUCUUCAAAAAGGUGCUGAUUUCGUCAAAGCCUUUGCGCUGGGCUUUGAUCUCGAUGAUGCGAUUGCCUUACUGCGACUCGAUGACCUCUACAUUGAUACAUUUGAGAUUAAAGACGUCAAGACCCUGCAAGGCGAUCAUCUGUCUCGUGCCAUUGGCCGAAUCGCUGGCAAGGACGGCAAGACCAAAUUUGCGAUUGAAAAUGCAACACGCACACGCAUUGUCCUAGCAGACAGCAAGAUUCACAUUCUCGGUGGGUUUCAAAAUAUCAAGGUUGCGAGAGACGCUGUGGUUUCCUUGAUUCUUGGUAGCCCGCCUGGCAAAGUGUAUGCCAAUUUGCGCAAUGUCAGUGCGCGGAUGAAGGAACGCUUCUAGUAGAAUAAUGUGCAUAGCGACAGCGUGUUAUUGCUUUUCAAGAAGGACCAACAGCGAAUCAGUGGGUGUCAUGUAUGCUUUGAACCAGAUCUUGCUUUAGUGAAUGGUCCAGCCCUAUCUGCAAUACUACAUCAGGGCGCCUCAGUCUUGACGACACCCCGUUGCUCAAGCUGCUUGGCAAGCGCCACAUACAAUGAUCGUUUCCGCUCACCAGCAGCACGACCCGAGGAGUAUCCACCUGAACGACCCAACACGCUUGAUCUCAACAAGCUCGCAUCCAUAGAACCCUGUCCGUACUGCGUCAUGCUGAAACUCGCAUUGGGUGUACCUGACCUCGAUUGCUGAUGACGAGGACCAGCA
Molecule: messenger RNA, 1034 nt
Organism: Protomyces lactucae-debilis
Lineage: Eukaryota; Fungi; Ascomycota; Taphrinomycetes; Taphrinales; Protomycetaceae
Exons: 1
Coding region: 48-674 (208 amino acids)
Cellular component (GO): nucleolus
Molecular function (GO): RNA binding
Source: RefSeq, a predicted model, not a curated record